CAUCGUCUCGGCGCCACAGUCUUUCUCUCCGUAUGUACGGAGCCGGCUGAGCCUGAUCGUUCAGCACGUACUUUCCUCCCUUUCCUUUUUAACGUGCACGUCUACUCUAUUUCGACACGCUUCUUUUACAAUGGUACUUGCCGACACGAAUUUGACAAAUCUUCUUCACGAGCAGCAACAGCAGCAGCAGCAACGGCAACAGGAGCAGCAACAAUGCCAACGUAAAUGUUAUUACGAAGGUAAUAGACAAUUUCCAUUAGAACGGGAGAGUCGGCAAUGCAAGUCCACGGAAAAUGGGAAUUCCGAGGAGAUAACGGUGACGAAUGUGGCGGAUGGAGAGAGCUUGUGUUACAGUUUAGCUCUGAUACGAGGUCACGCCUCGAUGGCAUACAGCUUCAUCACCGUGCGAAAUGAAAAGAACCAAAGCUCCGAGUGGCCGAUCGUCUCCGGUGAAUUUCGUGCGAUAGUAGAAUUGUCACGAGGCCCGAACAAGUUGGAGCUAGAAGUGGCAGGUCAGAAAAAGGGACUAGUUCUAAUUUACGAGCCGAGAACGACAAGACUACGCGUGACGCCCGUCUACGUGAUCUGCGCCGGACACGACGGUUACUUCCAAGGUCCACGAAGGGAGGAUCGGUCGCCGGAAAGUGCCGCGACAAGGAUAGGUCUCGGUGCCCGACUCUUGCAGACCCUCACCGCCGAGAAGUUGAGGGAGGCGGGUUACGGAAGGAAAACGUUUCAACUGGAACGAGAUUUGGACGGUGCGGAAUGUUUGGUAAUGCACAGCAUGCUCGAUGUCGAUCGAGCCCGUGCGAUGAAUCAGCGGGAACUUUGGGAAUUGAUCGCACGAGAAUUGAUGACCGGCCCACUGGCAUCGAAAGAUCGCAAGUAUCUCGCAUUUCUUUCCUGCACCAGAUAUCGAGGCGCUCCGAAUCCACGCACUCACGAAGACACCCUCGCGAGGACGCAAGGACACGCCGCGCUCGGCGGAGGCGGAUUAGCGUUGUUCGGUUCGGCUUGUCUUCACACAUGGCCUACCUGCAUGGCGCAAGUACUGCCCAGAUUCCUCGAUGCCACGGUCAUCGAUACGGAACAACUGAUGGACGAUAGUAAUUAUCGUGGUACUCACGGCGGAUGCCUCGCCACGACUCUUGGCUCGGUUCUCCACGAGCUGGGGCACACUUUUGAUCUCGGCCAUACUCGCGAAGGCAUAAUGGGCCGCGGAUUCGAUUACGUCGAUCGUGUCUUUGUCGGAGCGGCUGGGAUCGAUUUCAAUCGCAACCCCGUUUUACGAAGAGAUCCUCAGCACACGACAAUCGCACUAAGCAGACCGCUCAGCGUGACGGUCACGAUACAAGAACCAUAUGCCAUGUUAGCGAGUCCUCGAAGAAAUCGCCUUCUUUCUGAAUCGUCUCGUCCUUCGUCUUCUCAGAGUCCUUCGCGAUUGCUCGCAGGCAGACUGUCCGCACCUGCUAGUCCAGAGCUAAACAGAUCCUUCUCUAAGAGUCUCAUGCAACCUGCAACGGAACAAACUCCUUCCAACCUGCAAACUGAUCGUACAUUUUGGUCACCGUCUUGCGCUGCGUUUCUUGCUUAUCAUCGAUGGUUCAACAGCGAAAUGGACAACGUUUAUAACAGACCUUUCCAUGACAUCGACUACGAUGGGAAGAGGAACGUCGUAAGAUCACGUUUCGGAGUACGAGUAAUAGAGCUUAGAGAAACAUCUGGUGGAAUGGUAGUCGGUUCUCGACAAUUUCCAGGCUCUCGACCACCUCUGGAAGCGUUAGUUCCACCAGCUCCGCCUCACUGUCUUACCGCGCUGACUCUCGUCGCUGAAGAUUCGACUGGCAAUGUUCUGAAAUAUCCACUUCCAACGGCGUUUUAAAGUAUCUAAGGUCACUGUCACUCUGCCACGAUUUUAUACCUUAAAAACGGGAACAUAGCCAACACCAAAAUUGAUGCCAAUGAAUCAACGUCCUGUUUUUUUGUAAUUUUCGCAUAGCGAGUAAGCGAUACGAUUAAUGAUAAUGCUUAAUAACGCUAAUUUGAACAAACUUCAAGCUCAACAUGUAUUUGCUUUCUAAUUAUCAAUGUUUCCUAUAAGCUUGUUUCUCUAAUACACUAUAUAUAUUUGAAGAGACAUUUUUCCCAGUUUUAUCGGUUUUUGUGGAAACCGUAACUGCUUUCCGUAUUGAACUUUGAGAAAAAUUUAUUGUCCUGUGUAUACUAUUUCUAACAAAAUAAAAUCAUAAAGAAAUACAGGAGAAAGAGAGAGAGAGAGAGAGAGAGAGAGAGAAAUGUAUGUAUGUUUAAAUGAGAAUUUUCAUACGAUGCUACUAAUACUUCGUUUCAUUAAAUUCUCUAACACCUUUUGUAAAUACCAUUCCAAAUAUAAAUUUUUGUAGCAACUAUUCAUACAUUGUAUUUGAUAAAAAAAAUAUAUUGUACUAAUAUUUAUAUGUACGAAUGUAUGAACGAAUGUAUACAAUUACAAUACGGAAAGGAUGAAUAUAAAAACUAGAAUCUCAAUUUCUUAUUACCGAAAAUGCGAUAAAAUUGUGAAAUUUAUAGGUAUGUAUAGUAUAAUAAUUACGAAUUUAGUUUGAUAUAACAUUUUCAACUGAGAAAUAACAUUAAUAACCGACAUAUUCUACAAACUUCAAGUUACACGAUAGUAACUAGGAUGCCUUAUUGACGAUAAUAAUUUGUAGAUAUAACUAGUAUCAAAAUGCGAGACAACUAAUAAAAUUGUGAAAAUAAUUUUACCAGA
This is a messenger RNA of Frieseomelitta varia, 2767 nucleotides long. Its product is annotated as putative zinc metalloproteinase YIL108W. The record is from RefSeq and is a predicted model, not a curated record. The transcript is spliced from 3 exons. Lineage: Eukaryota; Metazoa; Arthropoda; Insecta; Hymenoptera; Apidae. Bases 131 to 1882 code for a protein of 583 amino acids.